AACUCGAAAAGAGCGCUUUCUCUUCCCCUGUGACAUUUCUGCUGUAAUGCUACGAAACGACCUAAUUUUUACCGGACACGACAAGGGGACACCUUUCUCACAAAAAAAGCAAAGUUACUGGAUCAGCUAUGACCUCGUCCACGCCGCCUUCCUCCCGUAGCUCCUCCCCACAGAAGGUCUGCCACUCCCAGACGCAGACAGAUGUUCUAAAGCCACUUUUGGGUGGAGGAGGUGGGGCUUCUACAGGGAACGGACCAGCAGCGUUAAGGCGUCGUCGGCGGGUGUUGUCUAAAGAUGGGCGGAGCAACGUACGUAUCGAACACGUCAGCGGCCGAGGGACGCUUUACCUACGCGACCUGUGGACGACCUUUCUGGACAUGCAGUGGCGCUACAAGCUCUUCUUGUUUUCAGCCACCUUUGCUGGCACUUGGUUCAUCUUUGGAGUGUUUUGGUACUUGGUGGCACUCGUGCAUGGAGAUUUGUUAGAGUUUGAUCCCCCGUCCAACCAUACGCCAUGUGUGAUGCAGGUCCAAACUCUGACAGGUGCAUUCCUUUUCUCACUGGAAUCACAAACUACGAUCGGCUAUGGCUUUCGCUGUAUCACUGAGGAAUGUCCACUCGCCAUCAUAUUGCUUAUUGUCCAACUCGUCAUCACUAUGGUGAUGGAAAUCUUCAUCACUGGAACUUUUCUUGCCAAGGUAGCUCGGCCGAAGAAACGUGGUGAAACUGUGAAGUUCAGUCAGCAUGCUGUGGUUGCUAAUCAUGAGGGGCGACCUUGUCUAAUGAUCCGUGUAGCUAACAUGCGCAAGAGUCUGCUUCUGGGGUGCCAGGUAACAGGUAAGCUGCUGCAGACGUCCCUGACUAAGGAGGGUGAGACUGUGCGUCUAGACCAGAGGAAUGUAUCAUUUCAAGUGGACACGUCCAGUGACAGCCCCUUCCUUAUCUUGCCCCUCACCUUCUACCAUGUGAUAGAUGACAACAGCCCAUUGCGGGCCUGGGCCGCUAAAGGUGGAGGGUGGACGGACCCAGAGCUGGCUGACUUUGAGCUGCUAGUAAUUAUGAGUGCUACAGUGGAGCCCACCUCGGCCACCUGCCAGGUUCGCACCUCCUACCUGCCCGACGAGAUCCUGUGGGGCUAUGAGUUUCCGCCUGUCGUCUCCCUCUCCCCCUCUGGAAAGUAUGUAGCUGAUUUUGCGUUCUUUGACAAGGUUGCCAAGACCAAGACACCGCCCCUCUUCAAACAAUCUCCACCUCAUAACACGCAGUCGCCCCCUCACCAAGGCAGUGGAGGUGGAGACCACGGGGCAGAUACAGAGAAGAUGAGAUUGGAGGAGAGUUACCGGGAGGAACGGGGACGGGACAGGGGCCGGGUGCGAGACCAGCUUAGCGUCCGCAUUAGUAAUGUGUAGAAAGAAUAAAACACAGAGAUGAGUGAGAGGGACCUGGGUGUGCGUGAGGUGUAUGUGUAUGUGUGGUGAAGAAAGGGUCUGAUGGAGAUAAACUGCCUGUGUACUUGUUUGAUUCAGCGUUAGCCAACUUUUUUUUUUGAUGCCACUGAGUUUACCUGUUUUGCCAGGCAGCGUGCCAGCAGAGUUGGCUAGGGCGAAAGACACUGAUAUCCAAGAAUGAUCAAAUGUGGGGGCCAGAAAAGAGAAAGAGGCAAUGUUCGGUAUAGCAUAUGUCUCUCACUGGGUCUUAAACUGUAUCCUGUUUGAAGCACACCGUAUAAGUAGAGUUAAGCGCUGCUUUACGCAGACAACACAGGCAAAAGUAAAAUUUUAGCAUACAAUGGAUAACACGGAGAGAUGCUCAAUCAUCUUUAACUGUUCAAGCCUUUAUUUUUUUACAUUUGAGAUGCUUUCAAAAAUAGGCUACAGAAUUUUCCUCUUGACGCCGUGGUCAUGUGAGAACAUUGUAGUAAACUACUGCUUGAAACAUCAUGCAAACUGUUUGACAUACUACAUUGAAAAUAGUAGGCAGAACACGAAAUCUAAUGCACAGAAUUGGGUAAAUUGGUGAGUAUUUCAUUUUGAACAUAGCCAGAGGGAGCUGUAUUACUGUAAACUACUAAACUAUUAGACCAUGUGGAAUCAAAUGAUGAUUCGUUAUAUUUUCGCUGCUUUACACAUGACAUUACUCAUUUUACACACAUAAAACAAACAACCGCUCAUGAGACUGUCUAUUGGAAAUGAUUGUUUCACCACCUUGUGGCCAAGAAAAGCAGUGCCACAGACACCAGAGAAGAACAUAACAUUCUAGUGGAAGGGAGCUGACUUUUAAACACAUGGACGAUCAUGUAUUUAUACAGGGGUCACCCAGGGGUCACAUAAAUGACUGAAAAUCAUAAUGUUUAAACCACUGUACUGCAGUUAACAAUAGAGCAGAAGUACAACAACUUAAGCCCAUUGCACAUUGAGUCCGAAAUUUGUGUCCGAAAUUUCCGCACGUUAAAAAAUAAAUACGACCUCACGUUGUGUCAAUCACAUUUACACACUGCCUCCGAUAUUUUCGUGCGUCAUAAAAAAUUCGGACCGGGUUCGAUUUUCUGCGUUUUCGCAUCCGUAGCAAGCAUUUUGAGAAGCGUUUUAUAACAAUUCAGAGACACACUACAAACGAGAGGCAAAUACGAAAAAACGCAUACGAAAUUUUCGGACUGUGUGUGCAAAGCCCUUUAUGAAGGGACUCCAUUGAAAUCCACCUUCGUGGUUUUUAUCUACAGUACAGUAUAUUCUAACAGUGCCAGUAUAGAACUAUUUUGGGUGAAAGUCUAGUUUUUCCCAUAGUUUAUCUUUUGUCACUGGAAUAAACAUAGAUGUUUGUUAACAAUACUAAAAGCACUUUACAAACAACGAGGGUUUAUUUUUAUAUUUGGUUUGGGUCAAGAUUAACUGUAUAUCCUCUUUUUUUUAUAAAGACAUUUCAAAUGAAGAGUUAAAGAAUGUAUUUUGAAUUAUUGUAAUUAAUAUAUUUGAUGUGCCUGCCAUGUCACUUACAAUAAUAAUAAUAAUCAUAAUAAUAAUGAUUAUGUAUUACUGUUGUUCGAAUUGUACACUGGAUUUUUAAACAAAAAAAUUCUGGUUGUGUCACAUUAUUUGUGGUAUGAACAGAAAUGACACCUCAAAUUGCUUAACUUGUUGAGCAGAAGUAUACUGUUACUUUUUAUAGGAUCAAAUGUAUAAUAUUUGCCUCAUGUAUGAUUAAAGUGAUUUUUGAAAAAAUCCUAUAGACAUCAGACGAAGGGAGGAAAUGGCAUAGCAAUGUCCUGACAACAACCUACAGCAUCCUAACUAUUAUUAUUAUUAUUAUUAUUACAGAGGAGCCACAUGAUUUUCACAUGUGCAAUGACACAUGAAGCAUGUGGUUCUGGAACAUUUUCACAUGAAUCCCAUGUGAAAAAUAUUACAAUUCAUGUGGUUUUUCUUUAAGGGAAAAUCUGAUGGUAAUUCUUCAAAAUCUUUCCUGCUCUGAAUGUGUCACAUGGUAAUAAAGAGCUCCUUCUUUAUAACUGAUUUCUAAAAUGAAUUUAUAAUAAUCUGAUUAUGCAUUAUUCAGUGGUGUUCAUUUAGUUGAUGAAUAAUUUGUCGUAGUUUUUGUACAGAAAAGCCACACGAUUUUCACAUGUGCAAAAACAGCGAUCGCAUGUGUAACGCGGUGAUAUUUACAUAGUGAUGUGUUCUCCACAUGAGAAAAAGGUGAAAUUGUGUUUUUUUAUGUACAGGUACAGGCUGCUUUUGUCUGUUUUUAAAAAAUUGACGGAAACUGUGGCUGUAAGGAAACAUCUGUGUUUAGUCAGGGUUCACUUUCGACAACUGGACUUUUGUCACUUUAACUGCUAAUUAUCUACAAUGACUGUUUUUAAUAAAUUCGUUUUGAAGAAGUUACAUGAUUACUUUAUCAGUGUGUUUAAUAAUGAGUUAAAUUAAAGAAAUUAUAAUAGCCGGUGUGAUUGUGAGGCGAGUCUACAAACCAUCAUGAAAGUAA
Triplophysa rosa is the source of this 3981-nucleotide messenger RNA. RefSeq names its product potassium inwardly rectifying channel subfamily J member 10a (gene kcnj10a). Lineage: Eukaryota; Metazoa; Chordata; Actinopteri; Cypriniformes; Nemacheilidae. Gene Ontology annotation, cellular component: plasma membrane. The record is from RefSeq and is a predicted model, not a curated record. Gene Ontology annotation, biological process: potassium ion import across plasma membrane; regulation of monoatomic ion transmembrane transport. The transcript is spliced from 6 exons. Bases 129 to 1409 code for a protein of 426 amino acids. Gene Ontology annotation, molecular function: inward rectifier potassium channel activity.